AUGCAGGUGGAGUUGAAGCAUCUCCGGAGUUUGACAGUAGACGCGUCAGACCUCAGUAAGGACCACGAACUACAAACCGCGCCUCUCAUUACAAGAGAAGCGUAUAUCACUGCUGGAUACAAGAAACAUUCCACACAAUAUGGAGUGAUGGGCCAAGUAUUGUCAAUAUAUUCUAAAUCAAGUGCCUACGUCCCUGUAGAUCCUAGACUCUAUGUCAACACGAAUACGCCAUUCACCGCUGUAGUGUGCGGAGUACAAGGCUCGGGAAAAUCACAUACAGUUUCGGUCCUCCUCGAAAACAUGCUCAUUCCAAAACUCCAGGAAAUAGGUUCCCUGCAGCAGUCUCUAGCAGGACUCGUCCUCCACUUUGGGGAAGGUGGUGUCGGUUCUCUUCCGAGCGAGGCUGCAUGGGUCGGUGUUCCGUCAACGGAGGGUGUAAGAACGCCGAAAGUGCGAGUCUUCGUGUCGAAGUCUUCUCUCAAUACUAUGAAGAGCGUUUACGCCCCUCUCGGAAAGAAUGUUGAAGUGGUUCCCUUAUUAUUCAAUGAAACAGAGUUAGAUGCACAAGCUUUUCUAUCUAUGAUGGCUGUCGGGUCGUCAGAUUCCGCGCCACUCUACAUCCAGAUCGUUUUGAGCAUUCUCCGAGAUUUGGGAGAGUCAUUCUCAUACAAACGAUUCAUGGACCGACUUGACGAAGAGAAAAAAUCGUUCAACCCUGCGCAGGUUGCCGGUCUUGAGCAGCGUUUAGCCCUCCUGAAUUCGUUCAUGGUGUCCAAUGGUCCACAGCCAACCACUUUUGGUUCAAAGACGUACGCCAAUAUCAGUGGACCCAGAUCAAAUGCUCUUGCUCCCAAAUCGACCCCGCGUCGUUUCGCUGCGGGACAGUUGACCAUUGUUGAUUUAUCGGAUCCAUUCAUUGACACAGGCUCUGCGUGCGGUUUGUUCGAGAUCGUCACGAGGCUAUUCGUGAGGGCUGAGGUUCAAACUGGAAAAGUGCUUGUUGUCGAUGAGGCCCACAAGUACUUGUCCACAAACAGAGGUGUUUCAGGGCUAACCAAGGCCAUUCUGACCCUCACGAGAGAGCAGAGGCAUUUAGGGAUGCGUGUCAUCAUUUCUACCCAAGAGCCAACUGUGGUGCCACCUGUCUUGUUAGACUUGUGUACUGUCGCUAUUAUGCAUCGAUUUUCUUCUCCGGCAUGGUGGGACCACCUCGCACGGCACAUCUCUGCUGACGUGUCUGUAGAUGCAGCAUUUGACACGGUUGUUAAGCUCCAGACUGGUGAGGCGAUUGUUCUUGCGCCAUCGGGGCUUGGCGUGUUCCCCCAGUAUGAAGAUAUUCCCGGUCCUGAAGGUGAUACCCCAACUGUCUUGAAGAUGAGCCAAUUUGGAAGACGUUACAUUAUCAUGAAGACACGUGCUCGUGUCACGAAAGACGGAGGGACUUCGGUUCUUGUUGUUCCUCGUCAAGAAGAAAGCGAGGACUCCGAAGAGUCAGAGAGCGAAGAGGAAGCAUCUGAACCCGAGCAAUCCGAGGAUGAGGAAUCUGAGGACGAGGAAUCUGAAUAA
Molecule: messenger RNA, 1566 nt
Organism: Suillus discolor
Lineage: Eukaryota; Fungi; Basidiomycota; Agaricomycetes; Boletales; Suillaceae
Exons: 7
Coding region: 1-1566 (521 amino acids)
Source: RefSeq, a predicted model, not a curated record